This is a messenger RNA of Megalobrama amblycephala (Wuchang bream), 1954 nucleotides long. RefSeq lists its product as uncharacterized. Gene Ontology annotation, molecular function: protein tyrosine kinase binding; MHC class II protein binding. The record is from RefSeq and is a predicted model, not a curated record. Lineage: Eukaryota; Metazoa; Chordata; Actinopteri; Cypriniformes; Xenocyprididae. Bases 464 to 1447 code for a protein of 327 amino acids. The transcript has 7 exons. Gene Ontology annotation, biological process: T cell activation; positive regulation of ERK1 and ERK2 cascade; interleukin-15-mediated signaling pathway. Gene Ontology annotation, cellular component: membrane raft; external side of plasma membrane.
AUGUUUCUCAACCAGUGUCGUGUCAAAUCUGUUCCUCUUAGGUUAGUAGUUAUGGUGGUUAGACAGUGAAUCAUUCAACACAACACUGGUAACAGUCAGCACUCGCUCUCUAGAGGGAAGAUUUAACCUGUUGAGGUGUUUACAGAAUGAUUGUAGAUUAAAACGGCCUGAGCUCUUAUUAUUGAACACGUCACCAUAAGAUGCUCUUGAGGGACAGUUCCUAUUACAGUAAAAGUGUACUGUAAAUCAACACAAAAGAAUUAGAGUGGAUAUUAAUAAGAGAGCUGUGAAGCAACACUUCUCCAUCAUGCACUGGCACAGCGUCACUAUAUAUCAACUGUAGCCGGAUUGAAACACUCAUUCGCUCAGAUCAGAGGAAGUUAACAAACACAGGAGGAGCUGAUGAUGUUUAGAGAAAGAGUUGUGAGUGUAUAAUGAAGAGGAAGACUGACAGAAACAGAAAAUGUCUGAUAAGUGUGAUCUGUGUCUGCUGGGACUGAUCAUUCUCUGCUCACUUCUCACAGGUACCAGUGGAGUGAAUGAGACUCAUGUGUUCAUCAGUUCUGGUGAAGAUGUCUGUCUGCCCUGUAAUAAUGCUCUUUCUGACUGCACAUCAACUACAUGGAUCUAUAACAGAUUCAAACAUUCAGAGACAGCUGAACUGAUUAAUUUAGGGAAAAAGAAGAAAGACACAGAGAGACAUGAGAGACUGAGUCUGGGGUCUGACUGCUCUCUGAACAUCAAGAACGUCUCAAAAGAAGAUCCUGGAUUUUACAGCUGCCGACAAUAUGUGAAUAGCAAACAACAAGGAACUGAUGCACGUGUUUCAUUGAAUGUUCUUCAUGUUUCAUCAUCAUCAUCAUCAUCCUCACAGACUGAGAUCAGUCUAGGUCGCUCUGUGACUCUCUCCUGUCAGUUGUAUUCAUAUGAUGGAGAAUCUUGUGAUCGUUUGGCCCGUUCUGAGGAAAUUCAUCUGUUGUGGGUGAAUCGGGCUGGUGUUGAUCUGACAACAGACUCCAGAUAUCAGAUAUCAGCUUCAGGAUUCUGUAUCAUCAAUCUGACUACAACACUCCUGAAAGAAGAUGACAACAGAGAGUGGAGAUGUCAGCUUACUCUCAGAAAACAUGUCAAGACCUCAGUCAGAUACACUCUCAAGUAUUCAGCUCCAGUCCAUUCAACAACACUGAUUUCAGUCAGCAGCUCAAAAAUCGAGACUAAAUCGAGCCAAACUACAGCAGCAGCUCCUACACAAGAUCCAGCUGUCACAGCAUCAACUGAAGUCAGUAGGACUGCUGGAUUAUUAUUCAGAGUGAUUGUGAUGAUUGUUGAGAUUGCAGUGUUUGCUGCUCCUACUGUGAUUCUUCUUCAGAUCAUCUGUGCAAGAAGAGCUGGGAGGAAGAACUCGCAGCACCUCGAGGAAAUAGAGAUGCUUACAAGAUUACAAUAAAAUACUGCUGAGUUUUGAGCGAAUCUGCAAUAAUAUUUAAAAUAGUAAAAACUCACAGAGGAUUUUUCAAAGUUAUUCUUCUCAGGAAAUAGUGAUACCAUCAGGUUUACAUUAUUUUUUUUUUCUCAUUUAUAUGGAUUUAUGGAUAUUUGCCUACAGUGUUCAAUGUAAUUUUCUAGUUUUGUUUCAUAUAUAAACUGCUUUAAUUAUAAUAAAUACAGUAAUGGACAGACUGCUGUUUUGCUGCAUUGCUGUUUUUAGCAUUUUAUUUUAAUAUUUUGAAUGGUUGCUUCUCGUUUUCUUAAUAAAACCUCUGCAAUUGUGUCUAAUGUCUCCUUUCCUGAGAUAUUUGUUACAUAUAUGUCCAUCAACAAACGGAUGUGUAUAUUUCUAAUGUAUUGCAGUGCACAUGUGGGAACUGUAUUAUUAACAGUAUCAAUAACAGCACAUGCAUUAGCCGAGCUCUGACGUCAAUGACUGAUGAAACAUUAAAGUUUGUAAAACAAA